AUGGCAAUGCAUGGCAGUGAAGACGCAAAUUCCAGUGAUCACUUUGAUGGGAACAACAAGCAUCCGGUUUUCCUUUUAGGAGGUGACAAGACUAAUGAGCGAGUGAAACUUGGAGUAAGGAGGAAGAGACGUAAAGGUUUAAUGUCAAGCUUGGGGAAGCCAUUUGCACUCAUGAAAACAUCGCGAAUUAAAAAAAAUGUGAUUCCUAUUGGAAAAGAAGUUGGUGGCUACAAGAAGGCUCAGAAGCACCAACAUAGUCAUUGGGAUGUAAAGAAAAGGAGUCAGGGAAAGAAAUCAAUAGCACAACUCAGGGAAUCUGAAUCUGGCAAAACACAUAUCAAGGACCUUGUGGAAUCAUUUGGUUCAAAGACAGACCCUUCUGAAGAUGAAGAAGAUGAAGAAGAUGAAGAAGAUUCAGAAGAUGAUUUUUGUGGUAUGCGAAGCCGGCGUAAGGAAUGGUUCAAAUCAGACCGAAUUGAAUAUUUAGGGGGUAAUCCUUUUCCUCCUCUUCAUCCGGAUUAUUUUGCGGAACCGGAGAUGGGUUAA
Messenger RNA from Lactuca saligna, 546 nucleotides. Lineage: Eukaryota; Viridiplantae; Streptophyta; Magnoliopsida; Asterales; Asteraceae. The record is from the annotation of a GenBank genome assembly.